Limulus polyphemus (Atlantic horseshoe crab) is the source of this 1170-nucleotide messenger RNA. RefSeq names its product POU domain protein 2-like. Bases 1 to 1170 code for a protein of 389 amino acids. Gene Ontology annotation, molecular function: DNA-binding transcription factor activity, RNA polymerase II-specific; RNA polymerase II cis-regulatory region sequence-specific DNA binding. Gene Ontology annotation, biological process: regulation of transcription by RNA polymerase II. NCBI's taxonomy places the organism in Eukaryota, Metazoa, Arthropoda, Merostomata, Xiphosura, Limulidae. The transcript has 5 exons. The record is from RefSeq and is a predicted model, not a curated record.
AUGAAUGGUGAACCCUCUUGUGACACCAAUGAAGGAAGCACUGCGCUAUCAGACGAUCACCUUCAAGAAAAUGACUCAGAACAAGCAAUCAACCUGGCGUUGUCUGACGAGGCCAGAGGAAAUGAAGCAAUCCCAAAGAUUCGAGACCAACACACAUCGUCGGACGAACCUGCUAUGGUCUUUAGAACUCCUCUAGCAGAAACACCCAUUGCACUUCCAAUCAGCAGUCCUUCCCUUACACCUUCCGCUAUCAGCACUUUCUCGGCCGCAAAUCUGGUGGCUGCUGCGGCGGCAAGCCAGUUCUCCUUGAGUCAGGCGCACCUAGGUUCCAACUUUGCAGGACUUCAGCUAAGUGCCGAAGAACUCUCUCAACUGCAUCAACAACAAGGUCUUCAAGCUUUAAGUCAGUUCCUACUUCUUCAACCUGGUCAACUACCAGCUAGUAUUCAAGCACAAUUAUUUCUUCAGACUCAGAGUGGUCCAACAAGUUCAUACGUGAAACGUCAGCCCCAGGGGACAGACCAUGUUGACGUCAUGGAACUGGAGGAGUUAGAGCAGUUUGCCAAAACUUUCAAACAAAAGAGGAUUAAACUUGGAUUUACUCAAGGGGAUGUUGGAUUAGCAAUGGGUAAACUCUAUGGGAACGACUUCAGUCAAACUACAAUCUCUCGAUUCGAAGCCCUCAACCUUAGCUUUAAGAACAUGUGUAAACUCAAACCACUUCUUCAGAAAUGGCUCGAAAAUUCUGAUAAGUCUUUUAGUAACGAUCCUAUGCCUGUUACAAAUGUUCAUAUCGUUCCAGAAACAAUAUCACGGCGGCGAAAGAAACGAACCAGCAUUGACACGAGUGUAAGAUUUGCCCUAGAAAAUGCUUUUAAGGAGAAACCAAAACCUACCUCAGAGGAUAUUUCUCAGUUAGCUGACUCGUUGUCUUUGCAGAGAGAGGUUGUUAGGGUAUGGUUUUGUAAUAGGAGACAAAAAGAAAAGAGAAUUAAUCCUUCAAUACCAACAACAAUGUCGUCUCCUGUAACCACAACUAUCCCUGAUGCUGCUGACAGCAUUUCUAAUUCUCCAGGCCAUUUGCCGACUACAAAUACACUAGUUAAUACAGUUCCUUCGGUCUCUGACGUCAUCACUUUCCCAGCUACAUCAUUUUUUCCAAGUUCUUAA